Messenger RNA from Effrenium voratum, 525 nucleotides. The record is from the annotation of a GenBank genome assembly. NCBI's taxonomy places the organism in Eukaryota, Dinophyceae, Suessiales, Symbiodiniaceae.
AUGGACGAUGACAGGGCACUUGACUUCGAGCUGGCGGAGAAAGCAACUUUCUUGGAGUAUCUGCCUGUUUGCCGGAUAAGGCGGUCAGCAAGUUGCCCCGGAAGACUCAAGCAAGACGGCUCCACGGAGAACCCUUUGCUGGAGAGCAGCAUUGGUUGGAAUCUGCCACAUGACGUCAGUGAAGGCUGCGAGGCGUGGAGCAGAAGCGAGACUGUGAGCACAUGCAGCCAGCACUCGGAAGUUGCUGAGAGCACUCCUCACGGUCGAGAGCCCGAAUGGUCUGUUGGGUCCACGCUGCAUCCUCAGCGCUGCAAGCCCUGUGCUUGGUUUUGGCGCCCGGCUGGCUGUGCCAGAGGUGCUUGCUGCCAGCACUGCCACGCAUGUUUGCCUGGCGAGAUGGUGAUGCGGAGGAGGCAAAAGCGAGUGCUCGUCAAGUCUAUUCGCAAACUGGUGAAAGAGACACCACUGGCGGCACUACCUGCGCAGCUGUGCUUGCCGGCGGCAGUGCCCAGGCUGCCGUGGUGA